UCAUCAAUUGCAUCUCUUGUGUACAAAAAUGGCUCUCCGGGGACAGCUGAAGGCCACUGUUGUGAUUGGGGCUCCCGCUGACAAAGUGUAUGAGUUGUACACCCGCAAAGCCUACGAAAUAAAACAAUCAAGCCCUGGAAAAAUUCUGAGUGUUGAUUUAAUUGAAGGCCAGUGGGGAAAAGAUGACUCUGUUUACUGCUGGAACUUUGUUUUUGACGGAAAAACUGAGUAUACGAAGGCGAAAGUGAAAAUGGAUGACAGCAACAUGUCCGUUUCGUACGAAACGGUGGAAGGAUAUCUCAUGAACUCCUUCAAGAGCUUCAUUAGCAGUAUUCAAGUUACUCCUUUGGAGAAGGGCUGCUCAGUGCUGUUGACUCUUGACUUUGAGAAGGUGAAUGUGAAUGCUGAGGACCUAACUUCACUGCUUCAGCUCGCUGUCGAUUGCUGCAAAGAUGUGGGUGUUUACCUCAACCCGAAGGCUCCUCAGCUGCAAACUAACUAAUAAGAAUCGAUCUGCUAUUACAUAAGUGCAUCGUCCAUGCAUGGAUACAUGGACCCUAUUAAAUAAGAUGCAUUUUCAGUAUGUUUGGAGACUCUUAUAUUUUAAAUAAGUGACAUGUAUAUCAUAAGCUCUACUUCAAUAAACUUUAUUCAAAUAAUAAAUUGUAUGUAGCAAAUAGAGCCUUCA
This is a messenger RNA of Mangifera indica (mango), 688 nucleotides long. Its product is annotated as MLP-like protein 28. The transcript has 2 exons. The record is from RefSeq and is a predicted model, not a curated record. NCBI's taxonomy places the organism in Eukaryota, Viridiplantae, Streptophyta, Magnoliopsida, Sapindales, Anacardiaceae. Bases 29 to 502 code for a protein of 157 amino acids. Gene Ontology annotation, biological process: defense response.